AUGAUCAAGCAGGGCCGGUCUCCGUACGAGCCCCCCGAGCCUCCUGUGGGCGCCGCUGCUGAUGCAUCUGGCCGAGUUCACCGGAGGGUUUCAGCUGUCCAUGCGGACGGAUACGUCCAGCAUUAUGACGAACGAGGGCAUCCGAUAAACCCAGAUUCUAAGAGCUUUGGCAGGGAGUUACGAAGAGCUAAGAAUGACAUCCUUUCAACAAUGGGGAUUGUCGUAAGUGAUGAUCGGAACGCUGGCGCCCCAAACGAGCAGCAGAAGAUCGAUACAAUUGCUGCCGAAAACGAUUAUGGACUGAUCAUGGCCACUUUUGACCAAGUCGCUGUUUUCCUCAGUUCAUGGUGGACCUCCUCGUUGACAGGGCGAAUACAGAACAAGCAUCUCGGUGAUGACCCCUGGUCACGACUUGUGCGGGCCUCGCUCAACAUAUUUCAUUCUGCGUAG
Molecule: messenger RNA, 450 nt
Organism: Aspergillus fischeri NRRL 181
Lineage: Eukaryota; Fungi; Ascomycota; Eurotiomycetes; Eurotiales; Aspergillaceae
Exons: 2
Coding region: 1-450 (149 amino acids)
Source: RefSeq, a predicted model, not a curated record